This is a messenger RNA of Conger conger (European conger), 1874 nucleotides long. It is a transcript of the gene mfap2, whose product is annotated as microfibril associated protein 2. Gene Ontology annotation, cellular component: microfibril. The transcript has 9 exons. Bases 112 to 606 code for a protein of 164 amino acids. Gene Ontology annotation, biological process: embryonic eye morphogenesis. The record is from RefSeq and is a predicted model, not a curated record. Lineage: Eukaryota; Metazoa; Chordata; Actinopteri; Anguilliformes; Congridae.
GCUCGAUCAAUCUCAGCUUCAGACUUGACAGAGCCUUGAGGAUCGGCGGGACGAGUGAAAGAGAACUAGAGAGAGUAUAAGUGCCUGUCUACCUCCCCAGACUGAGUGACCAUGAGGGCCAGCUGUCUCCUAUUGUUGUCCAUGCCUGUCCUUCUAGUUGCCCAGCACUUUGAGCAAGAUGAACUAUACAGUAACCUCCCAGAUGAGUAUGAUUACCCGUUUCCUGUUUUAGGGAACACAGCCUCUUCUCCACAGCAGCAAGUGCUUUUGGAACGCCCCUUUGACUCUGCCCCAUCUGAAGCUGAGUUACAGACUGAGCCCACAGAGCCUGGACCUCUAGACUGCCAUGAGGAGCAGUACCCCUGCACCAGGCUCUACUCCGUACACAAGCCGUGCAGGCAGUGUUUGAACAGCCUCUGCUUCUACAGCCUGCGCAGGGUGUACGUGGUGAACAAGGAGGUGUGUGUGAGGACAGUGUGUGCCCACGAGGAGCUGCUCAGAGCGGAUAUGUGCCGUGACCAGUUCUCGCGGUGUGGCGUGGCGGCGCUGAGUGGCCAGUGUGGGGCGCUAGGGAGCAGCUGUGGGAAGAGCUGCGGUGGAUGCUGAGGGAGGGGUGCGCCUAGAUACUGCCCAAAUCCCCCGCUCCAAAAACCCCCUGCCUUCCCUCCCCCAAAGACCCUACUGUCUGCACCUUUCUUCCACCAAUAUCUCCUUUUUCUAUUAAGAACUGUUACUGUUCCUCCACCCCCAUCCCCACAUUAUUUCUUAUAUAUGUGUAUAAAUACAUAUACUUUUGUACCCAAAUAUAUAUUUUGACUGUAUGGUGUCACUGGUGCUAUUAAAAGAACUAUACACUGGUGCUAUAAAACAGCGGUACGUUGUUCAGAUGCACAUAAACAGCUGAGGUUGUACUCAAUAUACUGUGUGAUUUUUUUACUGUAUCAUUUCUUUUUUGUUACUUUUUUGUCUAUUUGUUUUACAUGUUUUGUUCUUUCUUUGUUAAUGUGUAUGUUCAAGCAGUGUUCAAAAUUAUGACGAAAUCAGGUGACAUUUUGCAUUAAUUUCCAUCUUAACUAAUGUAAUUGUAUUGUAACUACAAAGUAAUGUAAUGGCAAUUACUGUGCAAUGACAUGUCAUUUUAAAGUAAUGCAUUUGUCACAAGUCAAAGUUUCUGCAGUGACACUCUGAAUGAACCUAAGCUUUACCCUGGAAUCACCAUAACUUUACAGAAACAGUGCCAUAAUUACUAUAACUGCCUAGCUACUGCAGCCUAACUAUAAUUACCAUCACUCUUAACCCAACCCUGACCCUUUAUGUGAUUAUACAAAUAUGUACUUACACAGCAGUUGCUCAUAACUUACUGAUGUAACUACAAUGCAGUACAGUCCAUUCCAUAUGAGGAAUUAGAAAAUAACAUGAAGAUAGGGCCAGUGAAUUGUGCCUGCCUCUGCACUUGAACAAUAACCAAUAAUCAACUCGGGCACAGGUUACAGGACAGCAAGCUCAGCCAAUCAGGCAUCAGUCAGGUCAGAUCAAGUGAACUGCACACCAGAGUAAUGAAUGUGGUGCCCUUUGACCUUGGGAUGGUUUGUCUUUGCUGGGUAUUUCAGUGAGAUGCAGUGAAUGGUUGUGUGGCAUAUGGUACUCAGCAUCUGUGGCAGUGAGAUGCAGUGAAUGGUUGUGUGGUGUAUGGUAUCAUCAUCAUCUGUGGCAGUGAGAUGCAGUGAAUGGUUGUGUGGUGUAUGGUAUCACCAUCAUCUGUGGCAAAAGGUGCUUAUUGAAGGCUGCUCACAAACAGUUACUGUACUACUACUUUAAAUUCUUUGUUUUGUUUUUUACGGCCAAAAAAGUGCACAAAUAAAUAUUUUCUGCGA